AUGGCGACUUUCCUCCUGGAUCAGACACUGGUCAACGCUGAAGAAGCGCAACAAUACCGCCAGUACAUCAACAAUGCUACUGCUGAGCGAAGUCCAAACUAUAUCAACAUCCUUUCGAACAUCCCUCGACCUUGUACGCCAUCAUAUGCUCCCUUCGCAACCUUGUAUGCCUUGCUCGAAACCGUGAGUGGGCCAUGGCCGGUACUGGACUUGCAGAGGACACACACAGAACUUUGGAAGCUCCUUCCAGAAGAUGCAAAGGCUGGCCGUGCAUCGACAACUGGCCAACAUCUAAUCGACCGCUGCCUGCAACAAUGCAAGUCAUCGUACGCGUCACUACUCGAUCUCUACCACCCAUCUUCCACGGCAGCUGCCAUAAUCGACCCCGAAAGCGGGAAGUCAUUGCAACAUGACAAGCUUCACAAGAUUGUACGAGACUUCCAACUACCCGUCCGAGCAACGACCCAGAAAAGGCCAGUCGUCGCCAUAUCAUUGCCAAAUGGACCACUGCUGGCGUUGACAGUCCUUGCAACUGCAACAUACUACACAGCUGCGCCUGUCGCUCAUGGUACCGGCGUUGGCCCAGAACAGACAAAAGCCGACAUACUGCAAAGCAAAUCCGACCUGGUCCUUGCAUCCGCUGCUGAUGUCGACCGGCUCGGAUUGCGUGAUGCGUGGCUCGAGGAAGCCGGCAUUUCUGUACUUCUGGUCGAACUUUCCGAGUCCAUGGAUCUGGUGGUCAAGGAUCUUGACGGACACCGCAUUCGAUGCAAUGACACUCCGAUUCCAAAUACCGCUGACGAUGUUGCCAUCGUGCUCUUCACAAGCGGCACGAGUGGGACGAAGAAACUUGUUCCUUUGGGCGUUCAUUCCAUGGUGGCGGGCGUGGCGAUGGUCGUCGAAUCAUGGGGAUUGUCACCGUCGAUGCGGUGCUUGAACCAGAUGGCUUUGAACCAUGUUGGAGGAUUAGUGAGAAAUCUCUUCUCGCCUGUCUUCUCAGGUGGUUCAGUCAUCUGCUGCACCGCGUUCGAUGCGAAUCUGUUCUGGGAUUGCGUCGAGGACUUCGCACCAACAUGGUACUACGCCUCUCCAAGCAUGCAUCAAGUCAUCCUAGAAGCUAGAGCUGCUCGCCCUGAGAGCGUCGCCAAAAGUCGUAUCAAGCUGGUCUGCAACGCUGCUGGGGGCCUACUCCCAUCGUUGGCGAUUCAAUUACGAGAGACUUUCACGACUGCCUCAUGUGAGUGCACUGUGUUGCCAAGCUAUGGUAUGACCGAGUGCAUGCCAAUUUCGACGCCACCCCUGAACUACCGUCUGGAGAAGACUGGAACCUCAGGCGUCAGCGUUGGUCCGGAGAUUACCAUCCUCGACGGACGAGACCGACCACAAUCAUCACAAGCAGAGGUUGGCCGUAUCGCAGUACGUGGUGCACCUGUAUUUGGCGGAUACCUCAAAGCGAACAACGUCAUCGACAAGUCUUGCUUCACUUCCGAUGGCUGGUUUGACACUGGAGACAUGGGAUAUCUUGACGAACAGGGCUACCUGUACAUCACUGGCCGAAGCAAAGAAGUUAUCAAUCGCGGAGGAGAGCUGAUCUCACCCUUCGAAGUCGAGGAAGCCAUUGUUGCGGCUGCCUCCAACCCUGAGACACCGAUCUAUGGCCGUGUCAGCAAGGCUCUGGCAUUUUCAGUCACACACGACGUCCUCCAGGAGGUUGUCGGGAUUGCAGUGGCCACUCCACCCGGAUUCAAACGUCCAUGCCUGCGAACCAUUCACGACUCUGUCAAGUCCGUUCUGAGCCAAGUCAAGAUUCCAGUAGCUAUCGUUUACCUGGACGGUGGUGUCCCAACGAACAACAACAAAGUCCUUCGAAUCAAACUGGCAGAUCGCCUGAAUCUUCCUGAGAUUUCAGACAAUACACCGCCAUCUGGACGAUGUUUUGAGGCCAUCUGCCCGCCACCAAACACCGCGCUCAGCCAAUCGAUCGAAUGCAAACCUCUCACGUUCACGCACAAGUCUCUGAGAGAUGCAUGCGCUGCUGUAAUACCGGACACUCACGACUUCCACAUCGAGAAUGACCAUGCUUUCUGGCCAGAACUUUUCAUUGCACCAAAGGGAUCGAGCGAAGUCUCAGAGAUAUCUACACAUGACAUUACUGAGGCCUUGGCAGCACGUCUUGAUGGCUACAACAUCCCCUCCAAGAUCUCGCAGCUGCCUGACCCGUUCCCUCGCGAUGCAUACGGCGUGGUCGAUCAAGCGACUCUGGAGAAGAAGCUCAACUCAAGCAAUGUUACAACGGUCUCCGGCGACUUGAGCCCGAUUGAAGCUACGGUCAGCAAAGUGUUUGCUCAAGUGCUCAGCAUUCCGGCGAACGGCAUCUCUGCUGAAUCGGACUUCUUUGAAUUGGGGGGUGACAGCAUGGGAGCAGGUCGGCUGCUGAACGCACUCAGAAAAGAGUAUCCACUGCGACUGCCGAUCAACAUCCUCUUCAUCAACCCGAAGGUCUCCCAACUCGCCAAGGUCAUCGAAGAGAAGCUUCCUCGAGACCAAAGUGCUUCAGACGAGAAGGUCAUCGUCAAGGAGCCUGAGCUUCUACCUGGAUGCGAGGAGACGUGCAGUUCGACCAACCCGCUACUCAUGAUGCUUCAACUGGUCCCGAUGCUGCUUCUCUAUCCCAUGAGACGGGCUUUGACAUGGACCAUCUUCAUGUACAUAUUGACAGAGACUCAGGGCUGGAUCACCAACAACGCACUGUACGGACGACUCUUCGAUCUGGUCAUCUCCAUCACCAUUGGUGGUAUGUGCACAAGAAUCAUCGCUCCACUUCUCGCCAUUGCCUUCAAGUGGCUGGUCGUCGGCCGCUACAAGGAGGGCCUGUAUCCAAUGUGGGGCUCGUAUCAUACACGAUGGUGGCUGGUGCAAAAGACGACUGCAGUCGCUGGACAAGGAUUCUUCAGUCUGUUCAACUGGACCAGAGUUCUUUACCUCCGCCUCCUGGGAGUGAAGAUUGGGAAGAACGUCGUCGUGCAAAAGGGUGUUACUUCAGGCGAAUGGGACCUGAUCACAAUCGGCGACGGCGUGACUCUCGAACGCUGCAUCAUCCGGCCCUUCGCCGCCGAGCGAAACACAAGCAUGUACUUGGGACGAAUUCAUAUUGGAGCCAACGCCUCGAUUGGCCUCGCAUCCAACGUCGCAGCUGGCACCACUGUUCCUGAGAAUGCUUGCAUUGGACCCAACUCCUCAAGCUGGGAAGUUGAUGGAGCAGACGAAGGCAACCGUGACCUCGGAGCCAGCAAGAUCCCACCGGCUCACUGGAUCCUCGACUUCCUCGUCGGCAUGCCUCUGCACUUCGUCGUCAAGUUCGUCGGUGCAAUCCCCUGGCUCGCAGCCUUGAUUGCUCUCGUCAGACACGAGCCCAUCAAAGUUCCCGACAUGUUGCGUGCCGUCAUGAUAUGGUUCGCCUCGCCGAAUCGAGUGGCAUUCCACUACCUCGCCUUAGCCGCCAACGUCGCUGUUGGGCCGAUCUUCUUGUACGGAGCUACGCUCAUCAUCAAGAAGUUCUUCGACUUGUGCUGUGGCGGCAAGAUCCAGCCUAGCCAUGCUGAUGGCAGGUCGCAGAUGACCAAGUUCAGAAUGCAGUGGCUCAGGACGGUAAUGCCGGCUCCUCAAUUUCACAAGUUGACUGAGCUGUUCGGCACGCAUUAUGAGGCUACCUCGAUCUUUGCUCGAGCACUGGGAAGCUCGGUGGGUAAGAGAGUCUACUGGCCAGGAACCGGUCCUUCAGUUCAAGAUUGGGAUCUUAUCGAUGUCGGUGAUGAUGUUGUCUUCGGUUCUCGAUCUCACCUCGUCACUUCGGACGGUACUGGAAGCGAUUACGUCCGCAUCAAAUCUGGGGCCAUGGUCGCUGACAGAGUCGUCCUUCUCCCCGGCGUGGAGCUGGGUGAGAAGGUCGUCAUGGGCAGUGGUGCUCUAACAACACGUAACCGUCAAUACGCCCCUGAAACGACCUGGGUCGGCAGUAAAGGCGGCGAAGCACUGUGCUUGACUGUGGACACUCCUUCAGGCCAAACCACGGGAGCGUCAACACCGGCAGGACCAGGCCGUCUCAGUAGCCAGUACGACGAGAAGCGCGCCGAACUCAUCAAUAUGUCGAGCAUCAACUCCACCAGCACGACACUGGCCAAAGACUUCAUCAACUCAGAGACUUCCAGCUUAAGCAAUAUGGAGAAAGGCACUUCCUACAACGACAUGAACAAGAACAAGACCGCCGAACCAUACAUUCGCGAAGUCCCUCCCUCCCGAUCCACAACCACUGCCGAAGAUUCUUCAACCGUCUCCCCCUUCGGCCGCGCCUUCUACCAAGGGCAAGCCACCUACCGCGUCUGGUCCCAAUUCACAAUCUUCUGCUACUCGACCCUCAUCACCGUCCUCAACGGCGUCUACUGGAACAUCGGCUCCGUGUCCGCGGUCCAAAUCGUCGCCCGAUUGUACAAAUCCCACAACGUCCUCGCGCAGUCCUUCCUCGCAGACCACUGGUGGCGACCCCUGGCCAUCUACGCCUUCUUCACCGCCCUCAUCGUGGGCAUCAUGGCUUUGCAGAGUGUGUUUGUGAUUUUGGCGACCAUCGCCGCGAAAUGGAUCAUCAUCGGCCGCCGCCAACCGGGCAACUACGACUGGGAUAAAUCCUCCUACUGUCAACGCUGGCAACUCUUCCUCAAAUUCGAGACGUUCCGUCGACACUGCUAUGGCGGGUACGGUAUUCUCGGACUGCUGACGGGCACGCACUGGAUCACUCUGUACUUCCGCGCAUUAGGAGCCAAUAUCGGCAAGGACUGCGCUUUGUUCGCGGGAGGGUUACCGAGUCUCUUCUUCACGGAACCGGAUCUCCUCACGCUCGGCGACCGUGUGGCUGUCGAUGACGCCUCGCUGGUGGGCCAUAUCAACACUCGCGGCAAAUUCGAUCUCAACCCUCUACACGUCGGCGCACGGUCUGUUCUGCGAAGCGGUUCGAGAUUGCUGUCCGGUGCGAGGAUGGAAGAGGAUUCCUGCUUGCUAGAGCAUACGCUCGUCAUGGCGGGCGAUGUGGUUGACGCUCGCGUUACGAGUCAGGGUUGGCCUGCAGAGGAGUUUAUGGGGUCGAGGAUGUCCACACUGGAGAUGGAGAGAAGGUGGAGGGUUAAGAAGGAAUGA
This is a messenger RNA of Zasmidium cellare ATCC 36951, 5187 nucleotides long. RefSeq lists its product as uncharacterized. The coding region runs from base 1 to 5187 and encodes 1728 amino acids. Gene Ontology annotation, molecular function: phosphopantetheine binding; medium-chain fatty acid-CoA ligase activity. Gene Ontology annotation, biological process: fatty acid metabolic process. The transcript has a single exon. NCBI's taxonomy places the organism in Eukaryota, Fungi, Ascomycota, Dothideomycetes, Mycosphaerellales, Mycosphaerellaceae. The record is from RefSeq and is a predicted model, not a curated record.